This is a messenger RNA of Lymnaea stagnalis (great pond snail), 5920 nucleotides long. The record is from the annotation of a GenBank genome assembly. Lineage: Eukaryota; Metazoa; Mollusca; Gastropoda; Lymnaeidae.
AGUGUCCCUUUGGAAGGUCAAAUCACAUGCAAUAUCUUUCUGAGCACAUUGUCGUUGGAUUAAUCCAGAAUCUCUCAAAUAAAAAAAAAAACAUGGCUAAGGCUUUAAAACUUGCCAUCAAUGCUACUUCCAAAAUUCUGUCCAAUGGAAGCACAGUUGUUUUUACUGCACAGAAGCAUUCUGGACGUGGUCUGAGACAAUACGUAUCAAAAUUCAACGAUUCUGUCUUCACGCCAGCGGCAUCAAGGACGCAUUGCACGUUGUCUGCUUUAUCGAGGUCAAUAUUACACACUAAAAGUUGUAAAUGUAUGGCCUGCAUGAAAACAUCAGUUGCCACUUACAGUACAGAGGGUAUGUAUUGACAGGAGUUACUUCUUAAAAUGUAUGUGAAUAUGAUCAAUAUAAUGGUAAUUGGGCGUAUCUUAGACUUAGACUGUUUUAAGUUUAAGUGUUUUCAAAGUGCCUAGACUGGCCGCCUAGAUUAACUUACUAGAUUAGUGCCACAGUCACAGACAAAAAAUGCAGAUAAUCCCUUAUUUUAACCCAAUAAAAUAUUUCUAGUGAAAUGAAUUUUUUUAAAACUUACCUGAUGGAAGAACAUUAAAACACUUCAAUGAUUAUGAUUUUCCAAUUAGUUUGUCAUGUAUUUUUGUUGGUUUUAUAAUUUUAUAGGAAUAUAAAUGAUUAAUUAUAAAACAUGGGUAAAUUUACGUUCUCCCCGCCUUGGCCACCAUCUUGAUUGUCAUGACCUGUGAAAGGUCAUGCAACCAAGAUGUCGGCCAUGUAAAUUGUAAAAAAAAAAUGAUGUAUGCUAUAAUAAUCCUAAACCCAAUUACCAACCCUAAAUCUAACACUAGACUAACCCUCAACUAAAAGAUGUGUGUGCGGCUACAGUUACACACUGUGGUAAGAAAACUAAAAAAUGAAGAAAACCAAUACAAAAUAAUUGUAAAAUUAUGUAAACCUAAAUUACAGUUUCAUAGAAUACACUUCUACACACUUUAUUUCAGGUUCCACUAAAAUGAAAACCAAAAAGUUGUCAGAAAAUCAAUACGGUCAAUACAAUAAAAUAAUUAAACCACAUUUUCCAAAAUGCCAUAAAAUUUAAAUAUAAUUAACCAACCAAUGAAGUUAUUAUUUAAAACAUUCCAUCUUAUUAAGAAAAGUCAACUCUUAGUAACAACAAGCUCAACAAAAACAAUCCACAGACACAAGCCAUGGCAUGGAGAGCGUAAAUUGACCAAAACAUGUAUUUUAACAAAUCUGUAGACGAAUAAGUUUGUUAAUAAUUGUCUAUUCAGCUGAUGUGUGGCCAGGUAUUUUUACAGUCUCAAACCAAAAGCAAUACUCAAAUGGUUAAAGUAUGGUUAAAAAAAAAUUAAUUAAGUCAGAUUGUGAUUGAGAGACAUCGGUAUUAACUGAUGGUGGAACCUCAGCCCUUCUCUACCCCUACACUGACUCUCAUAAAUUUUUAUAAUGGUAAUGAUAUGCGAGCGUUUCUUCUCCUUUCCAAUGGAUUUCCAACUUUGUAUAUUGACAAUCUUUGGCCGAUAUUUGUAAUAUACUGACACUGAUACUCAGCAUUGCAUCCUACCCUCAGUGUGUUUGGAAUACCAUUUAUGAUUUAUGGAUGGCCCUUGAAGCCUUGAGGGGAGUGGGGAUUAGAAUUCAAUCUCUUACCAAUGCAGUGAAUCCUUCCCAGACAUCUGAACACAUGACAUGUGAAUCCAUGACUACUGACUACAAGACAUCCAAACACAUGACAAGUGAACUCACUGACAAGUGAGUACAUAGCCUAUUGAACCUACAGACAAAUUUGCACAGUCUACAAUGAGCAUUGGAGAGGACCACUGAGCCUACCAGACCCAAAACUGUUAACAGGAGAACAUCAUUCGACCCAGCACUUUAUUUUUUUUUCUGCGUGAGAAAUAGGGCACCCAUUAAAACACUUAGUCAGCAAAGUCCCUACUAGUUCCAGCUUGUGUCAGCCUGACAUUGGGGGCACUCUAAAGCCGUCCACGGUUAUGUGAGUCUACCAAGGGUUAUAUCCAAAUGUCAGAUAAAAAUCAUGAUAAGGAAUGUAUUAGAAGGGAGAGUCUACUACUUGCAAAAAGAUGUCUGUUUUCUUAAGGCUGAAGGUCAGUUCAGCAUUAGUACUGGCAUGAAAGAAGCAACUUACAAAGUGAUUUUUAUUUUCCGUGAGUGCAUUUGAUGCAAAACGUUGACGAUGAGCAGUUCAUGGGUGAGAACCUUUACUUUAUGAUUUGUAAGAAAGUCUUUUCAUUGACCAAGGUUGUGUUGAACAGCUUGUCAGUGAAUCUUGGGUCUAAAGUUUAUGAAUUCAUAAACAAACUGUAAUCUUUUCAUUAAUUGUUGGGGUAUCUUGUUUAUAAUUUUUCAGUAUUUUUUUUUUUUUAUUGCAGUUGAUAAAGAGAUUUCCAAAUUUCUUGACAAAGAAAUAAGCUAUGAAAAGUCUAGGGCCACCAGCAGUUUGCCAGCCAUUCCUGGUUUUGAAAUCCAGACAGAUGGAGGGGAUGUAACUUUAACAAAACUUUCUGGGAAAGAAAAGUAUGAUAUUUAUGAACAUUUUGUAGCCAACAGAUUUGUAUAUUAGAUUUUAAAAUGUCUCAGUUAUUUUAAGAAAUUAUUCAUGUCUUUAAAUUUGAUAGUAUAUAUAUUUUUCUUGGUACCAAUCUGUACCAAAUUUUAGCUUAUUUUUUGUGAAGAACUCUCUCCACGAAAUUUAGCAUGUGAUAUAUUUGUUUACAACAACACUAACAGCUCUAAUUCUAUUAUGGUGCAGUUCUUUUAACCCUAAAACAGUCAAAGUCAAUUAUCAGCCGUUAUAUCCCUUUAGUGGUAUCACAGCUGAUAUUAUCGGCAGCUGGCAAAAUUGUCAUUAAAAAUGCAAAAUAUUUGUUAUGGGGAAAUCACUCUAUAUAGAUUAGUUUGCUUCCUAUUUCUGUCUGUGUGUUAACAAAAAUUAGCAUCCUUUUAUUUAGGCUUGUUUUUAUGAUUAUGCAGGUGUGAAAUUUAACUCAAAUUUUUUUUUACUGGCAUUCUGACUGAUGCUGGACAGAGUCCCCCUCUAGAUUGCAAAAUCAGACUUUUUUUAUUAGCAUUAUUUCAAAUGGAUUAAAAUGAUUUCAGCAUAUUCAAUGUGCUAGUAAUAUUAAUAAUGACAGUAUUAACUCCAGCUGUGAUGGCAACACAAGAAUAAAAUAUUGACAAUUUUCAGACAAGUUCAUUUGGGAAAGGUUUGCAAUCAAACAGAAAAGACAAAGAUUGUACCCUAAGGACCUACCCUAAAGAGAUUCAAAGACAUUUAUGUCUGUAUAUGUUCUGGAGUAUUGUUUAAAUUUUUAAAAAUGCAUUCAAUAACUUCAUGUAAAAUUUAAUUUUUAAAUUCAUUUUGUGCUUUCUCUUUGUAUUUUUUAUAUGACAGAAAUUAGAAGCUAGUGAAUAAACAAUAAACACCAAUAUUACAAUUUUCAAUAUAACUUUAUAAGUACCAACAACUUGAUAUUUUCUGAAAGAAUGUUGACCUCUAGUGUCACAAAAAACUUGAUUUUAUGUUAGUUUGAACAAUUUAUGGCAUAUUAGAUUGGUUGAAUGCAAAAGUUGAGUAGUAAAAUUUUACUCGCUCUAUAAAGGUCAAUGUCAACAAACAUAAUAAAAAAACAAAUUCUAUUCAUACCAUAAGAUACCUUAUCCAAUGCACUUUUAGAAAAUGAAUACUUAUAAAGGUCUCUUAAUUCAUUUAGAAAAGCAUAUGAAAAUGCUAAAAACGGCAUGUCGCUACAGAAAAAUGCAUACAAGUUUGACAUGGGAAAAUAAAAACUUCUUUUAGUAUACUAACCUUUCAAAUUAGAGCUUUGAAUUUAAAGUUUAUGUUGACAAUUAAGCCAUAGGUUUUUGUGCCAUUUUGUUACUAUUUAUUAGUCUUCACAAGAUUUAAUCCAUAUAUUACAGGAUUGUAGUGCGAUUAAGUGUUAAUGGAUCAGUUGACUCGAUCAUGUCAGACAGCCCAACAGAAAAGGAAGAUGAACCACCACAAGUAAGUUCUUAAUUACUCUUUUUUCUUUAGUCUAUUGCUCGCUUGUUGCAGCUGUAUAAAGGAAGUUUAAGGAAAAUGGUACCUACUUACUUAUAUUUUGUUGGGGCAUGGCCAUUCAGUUGUAAGCUGUAUUUUUUAAUAUUACUUUAGCAUAUCCCUUAGUAUGUUUUAUUUUGAUGUAACACAUAAAAAUGUUUGUACAAUCUAAUCGUUUUGACUAAUUCCAAAAAAUGUACCUACCUACUUAAAGAAUGCAUUAGCCAGGCUGUUGCAAGCGGUUAUGACUUGUCUACAUGGGCUUAAUUUGACAAUUUAAUGCAUGGUUACUAGCAUAUUUAAAUAAUGAUGUAGGAUCUACAAUAUUAGUGUAAUAGGGUAAAUUUAUUUAAGAUUAAAAAUUCUAUUUGGUUGUUAGUGCAUUGGUGUAAAAUUAUAUUUUUAGAUGAUCUGCAGGCCACCUUUUGAAGUAGAAAUAAGUAAAGGAGAUGGUACAGUAUUUGCUUUACAGUGUUCCUUCCCCGCCCAAGAACAUGAUUUUGAGGAUGCCAGCCAAUAUGCUAAAGGACAACAAGCAGAACAAAUAGGUUUGAUUUUUUUUUUUCUUUUUUGGUUUCAAUUGCAUGAUGCAUUUCUUUUAAGAAGAUUAUUUAACUCUGGAUUGUCAUAAGGGUGUAACUAAUAUGAUAUGGGCUUCCAUUGUCCUACGACAAAAGGUUAAAAACAACUGCUGCUUCUACAAUCCAAAAGUGGUGGCUAGAGCCUUACCUCUUUAUGGCCUACGCCACUUCAUGUCAAGGCGGAAAGCUUGCCUAGACUGCUUGAAACCCAACUAACCAAUCUAAAUGGAGCUUGCAACCUGUAUAAAGGUUCCAAAAUUUUGGUUGUAAUUUAGUUAUUAGCUACCACUACUUUAACUUCUUUUUUCUUUCUCAGUAACUCUUUCUCUCCCCAUAUACAUGUUUUUUUUAUCCAUGCGAAUAAAUUUCGCAUUUUGUAAUCUUUGGUCUUAUAAUGCAAUUUGUUAGUCAAAUUUUCUUUUUACUUUUGUAAAGAUGAUCAGUUUGAGAUACAGGAGGUCGCCAUCCAUGGAGGUGAAUGGAAAGAUACAACUUUCUCAGUAUCCGCAGCAACAAUGGACGCUGUAAGUAAAAUUAAUUUGAGAAUUUUCUUUUUAAUUUUUAUUUGAAAAACAUGGUACACAAAAUCAAUGUUUGAUUAUGACUUGAAACUAAUUACUAGCAUUCAUUACAAAAUAUUCUUUUUAGAGAGUGGUAAUGCUAAAUAAAAAAAAAAUUUCAAUGCUUUAUUUGUUCAUAAGAAUACUAAAAUGUUAAUCAGUCUGGACCAAAAUGAAUUUUCCCACAGGAACUGUUUGACCUGUUGAUGGACAUGUUGGAUGAGAGAGGAAUUAAUGAUGAAUUUAUUGUGCAACUGGUUGACUUCUGCACAGCUUAUGAGAACAAACAGUACAUUGGCUUCCUCCAGAAUCUUAAAGCUUUUGCUGAGAAAUAGAUCUUGUUUCAUUUAUUCAAGUUAUCUGUUUGUUCAUUAAAUUAGUUUUAUGUUAUGCAUGUUCAUGUAUAUCUAGUUGACCAGUGAUGUCUUGUUAUUGUAGGAUCACUCUUCUCAACAUUGUGAUGUUUUUUUUUUUCAAGAUAACAAAAUGGUGUUUUAUGCAUAUAUGCUUUCUAUUGAAAAUUGUGUGAGAGGAAUAAAUGUUUCAUAUCUGUUAUUGACUUUUGUUUUCAUGAGUGAAUGAAUACCCAAGUAUCAUGGUUUUCUUUUCAGAAUGCAAGACAAAAAAAAAUGUGUGUUAAGUGUUAAUUUAGCAAUAACAUUCCUAGAUUUAAUUUAGAAUACGGA